Armigeres subalbatus is the source of this 5146-nucleotide messenger RNA. Its product is annotated as solute carrier family 41 member 1. Gene Ontology annotation, cellular component: plasma membrane. Lineage: Eukaryota; Metazoa; Arthropoda; Insecta; Diptera; Culicidae. The record is from RefSeq and is a predicted model, not a curated record. The transcript has 11 exons. Gene Ontology annotation, biological process: monoatomic cation transport. Bases 1002 to 2942 code for a protein of 646 amino acids. Gene Ontology annotation, molecular function: monoatomic cation transmembrane transporter activity.
GAGUAAUUCUGUGUGGCACUUUUCCAGUGUGCAUCGGAGACUGUUCCUGUUUGGCGCAUCCGCCGCGGUCGUGUAACAAGGAUUACCCGAUACUCCCCCGGUGGGUUAUUCCGGUCGGUUUUGGCGUGCUGCGAGUCGAUUGAUCGCUUCUGAAUAUUGUCCAGUGUGUGGUGCGCUUCUCGAAUGCAAGUCGUCGCGCGUAUCAAGUGCAGUUGAGAAGGUUGACCUGGAUCGGCGCGGUAGGUCCGUGGUUAUCGCCUCGCGGCGCCUGAUAUAGAUAGUCACGCAUUACGACAUCGAUUGAAAAGAGUUAUGUACUAAUUCUUUCGAAGCACCAGUUAAAAGAUAGUUACCGAAGCAAGAGAAAGCAUCCGACUAUUAAAAAAGUUGAAGAAUACAGUUUAAAAUUCGAAAGGAUUGGAAUUCUAAACAAUCCUUAACGUCGUUCGUUGAUUUUUCAUAACCUUCAACCGUUGAAGAAGAUCACUCGUCAAUAGUUCUUUGUCCAAAUAGUUCCAUAUUGGAAUGGAAGUAGUUGCUGGCGUAAGGAUUGCAAUUCCGUAUAUACUGAAGGUGAACGAAGCACUGCUUGGAACCUCGGAAUACGAGCGCGACUUCAAUUACCUGUGCGGUCGACAACCGGUGGCAGUGGCAGCAGACACGCUGGAGCAAGUUAGUCCAGAAGUGGCAAAAGCAUAGACCGUGCAACAAAUGAGAAGCGUAAUAGUCGUGAAAGCCCAAGUGCCCUAAACAGGUCCUGCUAGUGAUAGAUUCCGCUUCUUAGUAAAGCGAUCUUUUCUGCUAAAAAUCAGAUUAAGCAAACGCAUUGGGUCAAAACCACCAACGCCAAAUUCCGCCGGAUCGCGCCAAUCACUUCCAUUGAGUCCAGAGGACAUCGGAAGGCAUCGUAGUUCGCAGGACGAACAGUACACAGAUCUCUAUAGCUCGUGCCAGCACAGUAGUACUAGUAGUAAUUAACGUCGAGGGCAAACAGGUUAAGAAUGAAUCAGAAGAUCGAUCCAGUGCACGACAAGGAACAGCCACCGCCACCAGUGGUUGUUCCGACGGAUCUUCUCUACAGCUUAGAUCUCAACGGUUCCCAAGAUGAAAACGUCGUACGUCGUAACGGUAGCAUUGAUAAUAAUAGCAACAACAACAACUCUAAUAUUAGUGUAAACAACAAUAACAACAGGAACUCACUCGGUGCUAACAGUUUUAAGUCUGACGACCUGAAGAUCGACGUCCGAGGAGUACCGGAGUUCUACCGAACGGAUGACGAUAAUUAUAGGCCAUUUACCAUCUACGGCAAUCAUCACGGUGAUGGAAACGACAAACUGUCCGUUCUACCAGCUUCAACAACCGGCUCAUUAAGCUCAAUCAUAACGACGUCCGUGGCAUCCUCCGAGCCGGAUCGUGGUGAUCAUCGUGACGGUGGCGUUGGCGGCGGUGGUGGUGGCGAUGAUGACGACACACACAAUGUAGUAGCGACAGCGGCGGGCGGAAAGUGCGUUGGCGGUCCCGGCGGUGGACAUGGAGGCGGUAUCAAGCAUGAGAAAUGGUGGGAAACGACGCUGCAGAUCUCGAUUCCGUUCUUCAUCGCCGGCAUCGGGACGAUCGGGGCCGGCAUUAUCCUUGGACGGGUGGAGGGUCGUUGUGCACUCGAUGUCGAUAUAGCUCUGAUUAGCUUCAUCACUUCGCACUGGAAGGUUUUCCACCAUGUAACGGAGCUGUUCAUCCUGGUUCCGGCCCUACUCGGCCUCAAAGGCAACCUGGACAUGUGUCUGGCGUCGCGACUUUCCACGCAGGCGAACCUCGGGAACAUGACCAGCACCAGGGAGAUCAUCCACAUGAUCGUGGGCAACAUCGCGCUAGUCCAGGUGCAAGCCACGGUGGCGGCCUUCAUCGUGUCCCUGUUCGCCAUGGGCGUCGGGGCGGCCAUGAAUGGGCGGUUUCUGUUCGACCAUGCCAUGCUGUUGACCGCGUCGAGCAUGUUCACCGCGACGUCGUCGUGUUUUGUACUAGAUUUUGUAUUAGUGGCUGUGAUUUUACUGUCUAAUAAGUUGAAAAUGAAUCCGGAUAACCUGGCGACACCGUUGGCCGCCUCGAUCGGUGAUGUGGUAUCCAUUAGUAUACUUUCCUUCAUAGCGUCAAUGCUAUUUGAUCAUCUAGACACCCACCUAUGGAUAACAUUCGUCGUGGUUGCCUGCUAUUUUAUUCUGUUACCAUUCUGGGUAUUUUUAGUAUAUAGGAACAAAUACACGAGGCCCGUGUUGACAACUGGAUGGAUACCCGUACUAUCGGCACUUUUCAUUAGUGGCUUGGGCGGUCUUGUGUUGGAUACCGCGGUCGGAGUUUUCAACGGUUUCGUCGUAUUCCAGCCCAUCAUCAACGGCAUUGGUGGCAACCUGGUAUCCGUCCAGGCAAGCAAAAUAUCCACGAUGCUGCACCAGAGUUCGAUCAUUGGCAUCAUUCCACCGCACGCCACGAUCUGCGAGGUGCCAUGGAAGGCACUGUUCAAGGGUGUUCCUUAUGCCAAAACUGCUAGAAUUCUGAUCCUCAUGUCAAUUCCCGGACAAGUGCUGUUCAUCUUCGCUGCUGAUUACAUUCACAUGUCCGAAUCAACGAUUGGUGCUCCGUUUGUGUUUUCGUACAUGCUCGUCAGUUUGAUACAGGUUAUGUUGCUCCUGUACAUUGCUCACGUUAUUAUCCACGCCAUGUGGAAGUGGAAGAUCGACCCAGACAACUCGGCCAUCCCGUACCUGACGGCUUUGGGCGAUCUGCUGGGCUCGAGUCUGCUGGCACUGGCGUUCCUGUUCCUGCAGUCCAUCGGGCAUCCCUACGGAGAGACCGUGGAGGAGAUCGGCAGCACGGUUACCACCGCCAUGUCCUUCAGCCCGGUGGAUAUCGAUAUAAAUAAGAACUUCGCUCCACAGUUGGCCUAACCGGCGGGUUCGUCCGUUCAAGUAGGGAUAUCUGAUAAUGUUUAUUAUCGUUUCUAUUGUACGCGCACACGUUUAUCUUAUGAAAAAAACAGCAACGCAAAAUAGACGUACCUUUGCCAAAAUCAGACCUUGUGGUAUCUGAAUAUAAAAAAAUAUGUUCUAGUUUUCCGUUUUUUUAAUUGUCGAUAUUUGUUAUAACAACAUGUUCAUGCUUUGGAGAUAGAUGAUUUCUUUUUACAAAUUUAUGAUACGUAUCAUUUUUGGACUUUCAAUAUGUUGCACUUGAUGGAUGCCAGUAUUUAUUUAGCUUAUUAUUGUAUCAAGCUCAAACGGUGAUUUAUUUUUUAAUUAAAUUGUUUUAGCGGCGGUAAACAAGUGAAUAAUAUCGCAACGAUACUUUCGAAUGCCAUAAUCUAAAAAAAAAAACUGCUAAAUCCCUAAUUGAAAACAAAACAAACAUAGGAAUGCAAGGCUUUCACAUAUUUUAGGAAGUUCUAAAUGUGUAGUGCCUCAAUGUUCUACAGAUUCUUUGGGUCGAAACAUGAGUAAAAAAAAGAAGAAAAACAUCACACAUCAUUGCCUUCUGCCGUAUUAAAACGUUAUAGUUUCAUCAGCAAAGCUUCGCUUCGCAUCCAUAACAAAUUAUGUUGACCAUGAAGUACUGCAUCUAUCUGCUCUGACAAAACGUAAACAAGUAUUUAUAUAUAAGACAAUAAGAGAUUGAAAUGGAAAAAAAUCACUGUUGCGAGGUCCUUCAAUAUGUUUAGAAAAUAAAUAGAGAAACGACCGAGAAUCAAGAAAGAAACUCAUGAAAACAUAACUAACGGAAUAAAGAAUGUGAUACUAAUUAAAACAAAAAGGAGACUUUGAGGUAACGAAAGAAGGAAGCCUGAAGAAAAGUUUUGAAGGUAAAAAUUCUAGAUAAUAAUCAAAUAUGAAGAAGAAUGCAACCAGCAAAAGCGAGGGCAAAGACGUGAAUUGAAUGAAACACAUAUUCAGGGCAGGUUUAGGAAAAUAUAAAUAUUUUUCUCAGUUAAGAUGAACUAUUGAAAUAAUCUGGCAACACAGAAUAUUUAACACAAACUGAGAGAAUAAAUAUAAAACGAUGAAAACCAAUAAGGUUACAUUACAGAAAUAUUCACUCUAACACAAAAGAAAACAACCACAGGUUUUAAUGAAAGAACCCCCGAAUAAAUUUAAUCAAAUAUUAAAUUGUGAAAGAAAAAUCAUCGGAAAAUGAUAACAACAUUGAUCCCAAUAUCAUAGAUAACACAUAUGUAUUACAAUCCAUUUAAGCGUUGAAGUUGUUAGAAAGGUAUGAACAAUUCCAAGUGAAAUUUUGACUGAAGCAGAAUGAAAUAAAUACCGACAUACUUUGGACAGAAAAUUUGAAAAAUAAAGUUUGAUUACAGCUGUAAAGAGCCCACUUACUUCCAGUGAGCUUUCCUUUGCUCGGUAUGAAGGAAAUCAUCGACCUUGGAAAAAAUAUUGAGUUUGAGAAGUGAAACUUUGAAUAAACUAAUCAGAUUAGUAUGGAUUUACAUCGAGUUAGAGAACACAUAGAGUCGAAUUAAUUUAUUGUUCGAAGUUGUUCACUCAAUUACAAUAAGAUUGAAGGGUUUAAGUGACAGAAAGCUUAUUUUGAAGUAAUGAGCAGUUUUCGUUUUUGACCACACUAAAAGUGUUACAUUAGGAUGAAAUGAAAAGUUAAUAAUUAUUCUUCCUUUUUUGUUGAGAUGAGUGCCCUUUGAAAAUGUGAAGUGCAUUGUUUUUAUUAGUUUGUUUUCUAGAGUUGGAUUUCGAAUAUUCAUUUCAUACUGCUUCAUGUUAGCUUACUAGGUAUUCUAAUACAACUAAUAAUGACAUGACACCAUAAUAAAUAAAUUUCAAAUGGGUAUUUCACAUGAUGACGAUCGUGUAAUGAACAUAUCGCAUAAAAUGUAUCAUGUCAUAUACAAGUUUAUGAGACUUAUGGACAUUCAAAUCAUGAUUGGUUCCAAUUGUGUGAACCUCUAGUAGUUCGGUAUGCGGCACGCUCGUAUGAUGAACGCCUUCAUGUGAAAUGGGCCAUCCUCAAUCAAAACAUCGCAAUUCAGCUAGUACCACUGAAUGAAAAACAAAAAUGGCGUGGUCACCAUCAAAACAUCGGUGAAAAGUAGAAAGAACCAUGAAAAUAAACUUGUUGCAUUUGAGAACAUCAACGA